This is a messenger RNA of Branchiostoma belcheri (Belcher's lancelet), 959 nucleotides long. RefSeq names its product zinc transporter ZIP3-like. The record is from RefSeq and is a predicted model, not a curated record. The coding region runs from base 1 to 942 and encodes 313 amino acids. The transcript is spliced from 2 exons. Gene Ontology annotation, biological process: zinc ion transmembrane transport. NCBI's taxonomy places the organism in Eukaryota, Metazoa, Chordata, Leptocardii, Amphioxiformes, Branchiostomatidae. Gene Ontology annotation, cellular component: plasma membrane. Gene Ontology annotation, molecular function: zinc ion transmembrane transporter activity.
AUGGACCCAACCGGAGCGAAACUUGUCAGCCUUACCGCUGUUCUUGUGGGCAAGCUUGUUUUUAACUUGCUUCCUUUAAAAUGUAUGCCUCGUCGGUCCUCAAGUGGAGACUCUGAACCCACCGGACACCCCGGUCGGACAGUGACUUUCCUCAACUGUUUCGCGGGAGGCGUUUUUCUGGGGACGUGUUUCUUGGGACUCCUGCCCGCCGUGAGGAAGAAGAUGUCGUUACUCCUGGAGGCGCGGAACUUCAACCCGGACUACCCCGUGGCGGAGUGCGUGUCGGUCAUGGGCCUGCUGCUGUCCAUCCUGGUGGAACAGGUCGUCAUGACGUGGCGCGCCUACGGACAGUCCACGGUCUUCGAGCUGAGUUUUCACGGUCAUGGCCACUCUACGGAGGAACAAUGUAUCCUCGCCAACCCUGGGAACAAGUCACCCUCGUCCCCACUGCAGAUCCAGCGCCACAGGCCAGACGGCGAGUCGUUCAGUGUCAGACCGUACGCGCUCCUUCUGGGCCUGUCCGUGCAUUCCGUGUUCGAAGGCCUGGCCAUAGGACUGCAGGACAACGUCACUCUCGUCCUGAAGAUCUUUGCCGGGAUAGAAAUUCACGAAUGCCUGGUGGCGUUCGCGUUAGGAGUGAACCUCGUCAAACACGGCAUGGCGACGAAAACAGUCAUCAAAGUAGCGAUCCUGUUCUCCACCAUGAUUCCACUGGGUAUCGUACUCGGGAUGGGUGUUCAGAGCAUCAAGAGCUUCGGGGGUGAAGUGUUGGCUGUAGUUCUGCAAGGAUUCGCUGGGGGGACCUUUUUGUACGUCACCUUCCUGGAGGUUCUCGGUCAAGAAUUCAACACCAGAGACCGCAAAGUUGCGAAAGUCUUCUUUGUAGCCACGGGGUUUCUACUGAUAUCAGUUUUGACGUAUUUCUUGAAGAACAAUAUUUGACUCUAUUUACACCAAAU